AUUUCCGGCACAAUAAGCACGCCUCUCCGAGCACUGAUGUCAACACAGAUAGAUAGGGAGAGGAGGACCCAGGUGAGCCUUUGCCCCGUGUUAGCAUCGAGCGUCCCCACCCCACGCACCUAAAACUUAGUCCCAAAUUCAAGCUUGGAGUCUCCCGUGUCCUCACUUACCGACACCAUCUCUGCCGUGAUGGCUAAGAACCGCUCUCCAGAUAAGAAAUGCAGGAGCCGGACCAAGUUCGUGGAGUAUGUAGGUUCCUUUACAGUGGAGGAUCAAGAUCUUGAUGAAAAGACAUGGCGGAUCCACCAACAGCUUCAUAUUCUGAAGAAUCUUCCUCGAAAAAUGGCAGUAAUACUAAAAUUCUCAUCACAAGGAAUAAAGAUGUACAAUGAAAAUAAAGAGACGCUGUUGAUGGCUCAUGCCCUGAGGAGAAUCUUAUAUACAACGUGUCAACCGGCGGAUUGUCAGUUUGCAUUUGUCACACGCAACCCCUACAGACCACCAAGUGAGCUCUUCUGCCAUCUGUUUGUCACCACACAGCCGAAUGAGGCAACCAUUCUGAAUUUGCAGCUGUGCCGGUUGUUCCAGGUUGCUUCCUGUACAAAAUACCGAAGAGAACAACAGAGCAAUGUUUUUGCUACCCAGCACCCUAAACAGGAAACUCACCAAGAAUCAUCCUCUCCAGUAUCAAUUAUUUCUACAAGAUGUGGGAGAGAGCACUAUGGAAAAAUGGAGGUUUCCUUGAAUGUCAGUGCCUUGGUCUCCUUCAAGAGACCAUCACGGCAAGAGGAAAUCAGAUCGUCAGAAGAAAUAGAUACCGAGGAAACCAUUAAAAGUGAAAACUAUGGUUGCUGUACCAGUAAAACAGUGGCACAUGAUUCCACAAGUGGUUCUAAGGUUCAAUCAAAAGAACUGGAGCCUUUUGAAAAAUCUUUAGAAGACUGUCCAUUCUCUUCACUCACAUUAGUGCGAAAGAAAGCGAUACGUAACAAAGGGAUCAGGUCAGGAGCUUACAGGAGUUCUACCUUCAAGAGACAAUUCCAACAAGCACUAGCAGAUGGCUAUAGUUGCAGCCUGGGAGAUGAACUUAUGGAAUCCUGGAAAGCACUCGCACCACUGCAACAUGAAGAAGUAUUAAUGGAUACAGUUUGGGCCAGUGCUGGACUACCCAGGGAUUAUGCCACAGCACUGCUAAAACGUGAUGUAAUGGGAGCCUUCUUAUUGUGGGUGAAUCCUGGCCCCCUACAGUGUUGGACACUAAUAAUGCGGACCCCAUUUGGCGUGAUAAAUUACCUUAUCUGUAAAAAUGAUGAAGGCAACUAUUACUUGCAGCAAUUGAACACACUAACAUUUCCCAGCAUAAAAGCCUUGAUAGAACAUUACACAGCAAAUGAAGAUGGUCUCUUUUGUUGCCUAAGUGUUUCAAGGGUAAAUCACUGCUAUGAAGAACAUGAUUCUACUGAAAACUAUUGUUUGCACCCAGUCCAAAGCAAACCAGAGGACAGACAGAUUGCUUCGGAUUAAUGAUGUUGAAUUUCCAAAAACUGAUAAGGUUGCUUUUUGCAGGUCAUAUCCAGAAGCUGGCUGCCUGUUAUGAUGUGCAGAGUGGUUGAGGAAAAUUUAAUCUAAUAAAUUUGAAUCCACCACAGAUAUUGUCUCAUGUUCAGUAACAUCAGACACUGCUGCAGCGGUCCCAGACUUUACUGUUAUGGGGAUUGAUCUCAAUAGCAUGUGGGAAGUUUAAUAAUAACGCUGUCCUGUGAUUCAAACAGGAUACUUAUAUAUACCGCAUGUGUGUCCCUUUAGUCCCUUCUGUGGCAGACCAUGCUAGCACUUAAUGAGUUGAAGUUUGAUACAAAUCAUUCAAUUGCUUUACUUCAUAGCAAAUGCACAGACAGUUAUGAUCAGGUUAGAAAAGUUCAAUUAAUACCACCCAUUAUGGCAUAAAGAUACAAAAUAGAAACACACUUCACCAUCAGUGACGUGUUUUUAAUUAAUGUAGGAAAGAGGGUUUAUCCUCCAAUAUUUUUAACCUCAUUGCUUUUCAGUUUCAAAAAAGCGCAUCUUUGUGUGCUUGUUUCUCCUGGUUUAGAAGAGCUUGAUGGUAAAAGAACUUUCAAACACAGGCUUUGGUAUCCUUCGCUCACCCAGAUGGGCAACCAAAUUUCUAAUCUCUGUUUAGCAUCUGGAUCUAGUGCCUCUUAAAUAAUUGAUGAGAAUGUGCAUUGUUCUUACAAACAGUAUGAAAAAUAAAUAAAGCACUUCCUGUGGAAAUAUUGUCCAAAGUACUAAAAUGUAAUACCAAUCUGUGCAAGAAUAAUGGUUAACUUAAAGCUUGAAGCCAAGUAAGGGAUAUUUAUAAGCAAAUUAGCUGAUGAAAAUGUUUUGAGGAAUGAUCAAUUGCAAGAUCUAAAUGAUCCUAGAUUUUUCUUUUCAGCUGCUGUUCUGCAAAAAUACAUUUUAGACUUUUGCUGACUUCAGUGAGAUGCUACUAGGAGAGAGGAGGUGAGACUUAGAACUGCCCAUAGCUUUAUCCAAUUUCUUUCUGUGCCUGUGAGAAUGUGCAAACUUCAGAAGUUGCUGAAAUGUAAUCAAAUAUAAUACUUGUUUACUACUUGCUUUGCUAGACUGCAGUUUAAUAAUACGGUUGCUCAUAAACAAGUCUAUUACUUUGGAUUUAUUUUUCAUCUGUUGGAAUUAAGGAAAAGCUAGAUUUUAAAAACUAGAAUUUUAAAAACUAGAUUUUGUUUACAUUUAGAAUUCUUGGUCCUCAAGGUCCUGAACUGUGUCAUCAAAAAUAAAAAUUUUAAAUGAAAUUGGAAAGAACGAAAACAAAAAAUAAGUACUAAAAAAGCCUGUGCUUAGGCUAAAAAAAGAGAUCCAACAUGCUGUGCCUUUAAUUAGUAGAUUUCUCUAGGUUUUGGAGUACAUUCUAGUGGGUCCAGACAUUCUCGUGGCAGAAGGACCAAGGUAAAAAUCAGGUAGUUACAGACACAUAAGUGAAUAUGGGGAAUACAUCUCAUCAUCUACCCAACAGACUAUUGGGGGAGUUUAUUUUUCUUUUGUACACUGUAACUGUUCUAAUAUUGCACUGUAUUAAGAAUUACUUGUGCUUAAGUAAAAUGAUCGUAGUGCUAUGAACAAGGAGUCAGCUUGACAUGUUGAACAAUCAGUCCAAAGAGACUUUAAAUUUAUUGCAGCUGAUCAGCUUUAACAACUAUAGGCACUUAGACCAAGUAUCAGAGUUAGCCUCAAGAAAAUAUACAAGAGUGGAAAUUGAAAAUGUACUGAUCCUACCUUUAAAGCAGAGAUACUGUUUUGCACCUUGAUGCAGAUUAUGGCACCAACCGCGAUCUCUUUUGCUUCAGUCUGCGUGCAACAAAUUCUAAUUAAUUGCUGUAUUAGAAGUGUCCUUUUUGAUUUAAUAAGAUUAUCAUGAAAUCAUAAAGUAUUGCAGUGAGAAUCGCAAAUGGUUUGAAGCUGACUUAAGUCGUUAGAUAAUCUUAGCAAGUUUGCCUUUCUUUUAAUAAAGCUAUGAUGCUAAAAUAAGGUCAAGAAACAGCGAUACUAAAGAAUUUGUUUAUGUUCUGCACAUUGGUAUUAUGUAUGGUUCCUAAAUAGAAUACAAAUAUUGAAUACAAAAUAAGUACAAACUUGUUCCAGUUAUGUUUUUUAUUAAGAUGUGGUCUUAAUGAUACAGGGUCUUUGCGACUAAUUCAUUCUCACUGUUCUUCACUGUCCUUAUGAUCUCUGAAAAAACAAAACAAAUCUGUUCUAUUUAAAUCUCUAUAUUGUGCUUUUUGACUUUGAAUGUACAAUCUUGUGUUAAAGAUGU
Molecule: messenger RNA, 3835 nt
Organism: Rhincodon typus (whale shark)
Lineage: Eukaryota; Metazoa; Chordata; Chondrichthyes; Orectolobiformes; Rhincodontidae
Gene: sh2d5
Product: SH2 domain containing 5
Exons: 10
Coding region: 190-1524 (444 amino acids)
Cellular component (GO): postsynaptic density
Source: RefSeq, a predicted model, not a curated record